Emericellopsis atlantica is the source of this 1413-nucleotide messenger RNA. RefSeq names its product putative MAK16 protein. The record is from RefSeq and is a predicted model, not a curated record. NCBI's taxonomy places the organism in Eukaryota, Fungi, Ascomycota, Sordariomycetes, Hypocreales, Bionectriaceae. Gene Ontology annotation, biological process: maturation of 5.8S rRNA; maturation of LSU-rRNA. Gene Ontology annotation, cellular component: preribosome, large subunit precursor; nucleolus. The transcript has 2 exons. The coding region runs from base 141 to 1088 and encodes 315 amino acids.
AGAAAGUUGGGACAGAAGAAAACCUACUGGUGGCCCCGCUGAAAUUCGCCAACUCUUCCUCUGCGUUUUGCGUGUGAACACCAUCGUCUCCUCGUCUUUUUUUGCUAUCAGGAUCUCAAUCCUGGAUAGUAAUUGUGAAGAUGGCGUCUGACGAGAUUAUCUGGCAAAUCAUCAACCAGCAGUUCUGCUCCUUUAAGUUAAAAACGGACAAGAAGCAGAACUUCUGCCGCAACGAAUACAACGUCACCGGUCUCUGCAACCGUCAGUCAUGUCCGCUCGCCAACUCUCGCUAUGCCACCGUGCGCAAGCACCCCACCAAGGCCACGCUGUACCUGUACAUCAAGACGGCCGAGCGCGCGCACAUGCCGUCCAAAUGGUGGGAGAAGAUCAAGCUGUCCAACAACUACACCCGCGCCCUCGAGCAGAUUGACGAGCGACUGGCGUACUGGCCCAACUUUACGACACACAAAUGCAAGCAGCGUCUCACGCGGCUGACACAGGUGGCCAUCCGCAUGAGGAGGAUCGCCGCGCAAGAGGAACGCCUGGGCGAGAAGCUCGUACCCAAGCUGGCGCCCAAGGUGCGCCACAGGGAGGCUACGAGGGAGCGCAAGGCCGAGCGCGCGGCCAAGCUCGAGAAGACCAUUGAGAGGGAGCUGCUGGACCGCUUGCGACAGGGCGCGUACGGUGACCAGCCACUCAACGUCAGUGAGGACAUCUGGAAGAAGGUACUCAAUGCCAUGGAGAAGGACGGCGAGGGCCAGCGCGACGAGGAUCUGGACGAGGGCAUUGAUGAGGAUGACGAGGACGAGCUCGACAGCGAGGUCGAUGAUCCGGAGAAGGCGGUGCAGUACGUCUCGGACAUUGACGAGAGCGACGAGGAGCUGGACGACUUCCAGGACUGGUUUGACGAGGAGGCGGACGAGGACGACGAAGAGGACGAUGAUGAGGAUGAGGACAGCGAGGACGAGUCGGCCAAGGCCAGCCUCAAGCGCAAGAGGGCUCGCGCCGCCAAGGUACCGGCCAAGAAGCUCAAGCAGGAGAAGCAGAAGGAGAAGCUGCCCGCUCUCACCAACGAUCUGGACUGGUGAUGGUCUGUACAUGCUCCGGUGUAUAUGUUGCAUUGUUGGCGUUUGGCGCUGAGGGAGGAAAAGAAUUUCAUAUUUCAACGUCAUCAAUCUUCUAUCGAAUCUUCUUUGAACUCUGAGGCUGGGAUUAUCGCAUCUUAACAUCUGCACCACUUGACUGUGAAGACAAUUGGACAAUGUGAUAAUUAAAUCUUCGUUUGCAUAAAAGUCCCUGAAGUUUGCGUGGUGAAGCAGCAGCGCUAAACCGCAUCGGUGGGUCCCAGACGGUGGUCAAACCCCACGUCAUGCUGGCCGGCCAGCGACUGCUCAACUCUCCUCGGUGACCACC